This is a messenger RNA of Dentiscutata heterogama, 287 nucleotides long. The record is from the annotation of a GenBank genome assembly. Lineage: Eukaryota; Fungi; Glomeromycota; Glomeromycetes; Diversisporales; Gigasporaceae.
AAGAUGGUCAAGUAGUUGGGACAUUUGCCCUGACUGCAGCAAAGAGUCUGAAAGCUGCUUGUACAACUCUAAUUGAACUUUUGGGAAUGAGUGCUGUCGAAAACACCGGGACACCACAAUCAUCAAGUGUACAUACUCUUUUACUUUCUGGCAUAUUUUUGGGCGGUGUGGAAGUUCUUGCCAAAAGUCGUAUGACAUUUUCUCCCAGCAGUGGUGUUACAAUGGAGUUAUCUGUUCGAUCCUCCAGCCAGGAAACUAGCCGUAUUGUUAUUAGUGCCGUUGUAUAG